UCUGUGCAAGCCCCCCAUCCCAGUUUCCAUUCCCUAGUCCUCUCCGUUUCCCACCUAACCCUAGCCCGCCACACUGGCAACGCUGCUUCCUUCCUUCACUGCCGCAUUUCACGGGUUCGGUUCCACCACGCCAUCUCCUUGGUCGAUUAUCUGUCGUCCUAUGCUAUUGUGACGCGUCUUUCUGUCCAACUUGGAGCAACCGUGACCUACCUGCGCUAGAUCCGAACCAGAGACUUGCACUCUCCGUUUCCGUUUCCGUUUCCACGCUCUCCGCUUCAACAACCUCCGUUUCAGCACCAACCGGGUAGAUCUCAUGGCCACGGAGACGUGGCGUGAUAGCGGUAGCCACGGGGGAGGCGACCGCUAUCGCGACUCCUCCCACUCGCACGCCCACGACGACUACCAUCGGCAGUCGCACUCGCACUCGCACUCGCACCACGGCGAGGGGCGUCGCGACAACCACUGGACGGCGAGCCGCGACGAGGACUGGGAGGCGCUGGAGGACCAGAACGACCCCGAGCUGCAGGGCCUCGAGUACUCGGAGUUCCGCUGCAAGAAGCGCGACAAGAUGCGCCGCCUGCACCGCCGCCUGCUCUGGCGCAUCACGCCCAGCCCGCCUCGGAACCGCCCGCCGAUCGCUGCGCCGCCGGCGGAAGCGAACGGGCAUGCUAAGGGCGGGAGCAGGAGCGGAUCGGAGGAUGAUGAGAGGGAGAAAAGUGACGGCGAAGGGCGGGGUGGGGAUGAGGGGAAGGAGAGGGAGAAGGAGAAGGGUGGAUUGGCGAACGGGGAUGUGGGGGCGGUUGGUGAGCGCGAGGGGGAGGAUGAGGCGGAGGAUGCGAAGGGCGGCCGCGGGGGAGGUAAGGGGGAAAAGGCGGACACGGGUGAGACGCAGCGGGCGAGCGGCGGUGAGAAGGAGGCAGCGGAGAAUGGGAAGGGUAGCGACGAGGAUGGUUCCUCGGAGGAUGAAGGCGCUGCCAAGAAGAGGGCGAAGGGGAAGGAAGAGGAUGUGAGCGAUAAGAAGGCGGAGAAACCAAGCAAGAGCACGAGCAAGAGCAAGGGCAAGGGACGGAAACGUGGGGGGGAGAGUGACGAGGAGAGCGAGAGUGAUGAUGAUAGUGACGAGGAGGAGAGUAGUGACUCGGAGGUGGAAAGGCGGAGGAAGCGAGGGAAGGGGAAGAAGCGGAAGAGCAGCAGCAGCAGCAAGAAGAAGAAGCGUGGGAAGAAGCGGAGUGGCAAGGAGAGCAAGAAGAAGCGGAAGACGCGCAGCAGCAGUAAGGGCAGCAGGCAUAGACGUCGCAGCCGCCACGAAUCGUCGUCAGAGGACGAGAGCAGCUCGAACGAGGAAGAGUCGUCCAGCGACGACGCGAGCGACGCGAGCGACAGCGGCAGUGACAGCGACAGCGAGGGUGGGGACAAGAAGCGGGCCAAGAGGGCGAGCGGAGGGGGAGGGAAGAGCGGGAGCGGGGAGAGCGGGGGGGAGGGGGAAGGGGACGGGGAGGACGGAGAGGGCGAGGACGAGAUGGACCCUGAGGUGCUGAUGUUCAAGCAGUACGUGGAGGAGCAGAAGCGCGCGCAGCUCGCCGCCAUGGACGCCGAGCCCUUCGUGGGGCCUGCGCCGGCGCCCAAGGCGGAGGGGCACAUCAGCUACGGAGGGGCGCUGCGUCCGGGAGAAGGAGACGCCAUUGCGCAGUACGUGCAGCAGGGGAAGCGUAUCCCGCGGCGUGGUGAGGUGGGUCUGUCCGCGGACGAGAUUUCUAAGUUUGAAGACCUCGGGUAUGUGAUGAGUGGAAGCAGGCACCAGAGGAUGAAUGCUAUCCGUAUUCGUAAGGAGAACCAGGUGUACAGUGCGGAGGAUAAGAGGGCUCUGGCGAUGUUCAACUAUGAGGAGAAGGCGAAGAGGGAGCACAAGGUGAUGUCGGAUCUGCAGCGGCUGGUGCAGAGGCACAUGGCGGCACAGGAAGGGGGCAAGGAGGGAGAGGAAGGUGCUGCUGGUGGGGGGGAAGAUGCAGAUGGGGAGUGAGUUGUGGGCUGUGAUGAUGUGAAUUGUGCUGAGUUCGUGGUGCAAGACUUUGUGGGCUUGGUUGAGAUUCUAUCGGAAGGAUCUAAUUGUCUGGGCUGGGACUGAAAGUGCUGCAGGAAACGCACACAAAUGUAUGGUUUUCAUAGUCAUAAAGUCACCAGUCCUAACCACUGGGACAAGAAGGGAUGUCAUCAGGAGGGUUAGGCUCCAUAUAUCCACCUUCCCCGAGGAAUGCCUCCCCAGCAGGGCCUCAGAAGUCAAGCCAAAAAGGUCUGAAAGCCUGUAUAUCAGGGUAUUUUUUAAAGCAUACCUUUAUUUUUCAGGUUUUGAUUUUUAUCAAACCUGAAAUUUAUGUGUUCCCAUUU
This is a messenger RNA of Closterium sp. NIES-67, 2385 nucleotides long. Lineage: Eukaryota; Viridiplantae; Streptophyta; Zygnematophyceae; Desmidiales; Closteriaceae. The record is from the annotation of a GenBank genome assembly.